GAAGGUAUUCUGAGGAAUUUUGAGUUCUAGAAAUUAAAGUGUCGACAAGAACGUCAUGUGUAUUUAAUCUCAGAAAAAACAUAAUGAUCUGGACACUGGAUGGCCGUUCCCAGCAAUAAUAUAUCCAAGUGGGGCCCGAUUUCUGGUGAGGACAACAUCCAAAAUCUCAUCAUGCCGACCUAAAAAGUAGAACAAGGAAUGAACUAUAAACUUGGGCGGUCUGCCAUUCUACAAUGCCUGAUCAAGACAAAAAGGUGAAAAAAACUGACAAGACAAGUGAGAAGAAAGCAAAAGACAGAGUUGAAAGAGAGACUUCAGACCUUAGAAGACUCUUGGAUCUUCUUAGUGCUUCAGCAAGCAAACAGCAGUUUCCUUCAGUGAACUAUGGAAAGGCCCGCACCAGUCUUACAAAAUCAUACCACCAAACCACUUUGUCAAGAAGUAGUGCCAGCCAAAAGCGAAAUUCAAACAAACACUUCACAGAGGGAGAAGAGCUUGAAAACUUUAGUGUGACUUACAGAAAUGAAAGGAAAUUUUCAAGUCAUCCACAGCAAAAACUGUUUCUUGAAAUCUUCACAGCGCUGGUAAAGAACCGGCUAAUUUGCAGAGAGUGGGUCAAUCAAAGUCAACCAGAGAACUUCCUCUGUGUGUUAAUAUGCCUGCGACUACUCAUGAGAGAGCCUCUGUAUCAGAAAGUGUUUCAUGAACUUGAAGGAGUACAUAGUCUUGCCCAGUACAUGGAAACGGUUACAAACAGAUACCUUGAAAGUGGAGAAGAACUCUUUCUUGUAGAAAGACUCGUCAAUAUUACAUACAUUUUUCAAAAACUUGCAGCAGCUGAAGACCAGCGUGCAUGGAUCAUUGAAUCUGGAGCCCAUAAGACGCUGGUAAAACUCCUUGCAGCCACAGACAACAAUGUACUGUUAGGUUCACUUUUAGCCCUCACCAGCCUGGCUGAAAGCCAUAUUUGUAAAGAGAAGAUUGGGGAGCUUACUGUUGUAGAAAACCUGUUGAUGAUACUACAAGAGUAUGAUAUGCUGUCCAAAAGGAUGGCAGCAGAAUUACUUCGACUACUCUGUGCCGAUCACCAAGUGAGAGAGCAGAUAAAGAUUUAUGAAGGAAUCCCCAUUCUGCUGAGUCUUCUUCACUCAGAACACCUCAAACUUGUGUGGAGUGUCGUAUGGAUCUUGGUGCAACUUUGUGAGGAUCCUGAAAGCAGCACAGAGAUAAGGAUUUGGGGAGGCAUCAAGCAGCUUCUUCACAUUCUACAGGGUGAUCGAGAUUUUGUGUCUGAUCGAUCUUCAAUCAGCAGUUUAUCUAGUGCAAAUGCUGCUGGAAGAAUUCAACAGCAGCACAUAUCAGCAGAAUUAACUCCUCAAGAAAUACAGGAAAACACUGUGUCGCUUCAAGCAGCUUGCUGUGCUGCUUUGACAGAGCUUGUGCUUAAUGACACAAAUGCACAUCAGGUUGUUCAGGAAAAUGGGAUUUAUAUAAUAGGAAAAUUAAUUCUGCCGCACAAGCAAAAAUCUCUUCCAAAAGAAGAAUUACUGCAGUGCUAUGCAUUCAGAGCUUUACGUUUCCUCUUUAGUAUGGAAAGAAACCGACAUCUGUUCAGAAGACUCUUUUCUACAGAAAUGUUUGAGAUGUUCAUUGAUAUCGGGCAUUAUGUGCGGGAUAUCGCAGCCUAUGAGAAACUAGUGGCUGCAUUCCACAAUCUUUCAGAUGAUGAAUUAUAUCAAAUAAAAGAAAACAUUGAAGCUGUCAACCAGAAUAAAACUCCUACAAAAAUAAUAAAUGGUUAUGCAAUUCUAGACCACCUUGGAAGUGGAGCCUUUGGCAGCGUUCAUAAGGUACGAAAACAAGGUGGACAGAAUUUAUUUGCCCUUAAAGAAGUUAACUUGCAUAAUCCUGCUUUUGGAAAAGACAAAAAGGACAGAGACAGCAGCGUGGAGAAGAUUGUUUCUGAACUGACUAUUAUCAAAGAACAGCUAAACCACCCGAAUAUUGUGCGGUAUUACAAGACAUUCUUAGAAAAUGACCGUCUGUUUAUUGUUAUGGAGUUGAUAGAAGGAACUCCCCUCGGAGAAAACUUUAAUUCUCUAAAGGAAAAACAACAGCAGUUUACAGAGGAGCGGAUAUGGAGCAUAUUUAUACAGAUUUGUUUAGCACUGCGAUAUUUGCACAAAGAGAAACGAAUUGUACACCGAGACCUCACGCCAAACAACAUCAUGCUGGGAGAGAGGGAUAAAGUCACGAUAACUGACUUUGGUCUUGCAAAGCAGAAGCAAGAAAACAGCAAGCUCAUGUCUGUGGUUGGGACUAUUCUGUAUACCUGCCCAGAAAUUGUGAAGAAUGAGCCUUAUGGAGAAAAAGCUGAUGUCUGGGCCGUGGGUUGCAUCCUUUAUCAAAUGGUUACUCUGAAUCCACCUUUCUACAGUUCAAACAUGCUUUCAUUGGCAACCAAGAUAGUGGAGGCUGUUUAUGAACCAGUCCCUGAAGAUGUCUACUCUAAAAAAGUGACAGAUAUCAUUACGUGGUGCUUAACCCCAGACCCCGACUUACGACCAGACAUUAUUGAGGUUAGUGCCAGGAUUUCGGAUGUCAUAAUGAAGUAUGUUGAUGGACUGGGCUCAACGCAGAUAUCCAUGGAGAGAAAACUGGAAAGGGAAAGGAAACGUACCCAGAAAUAUUUUUUAGAAGCUAAACGGAGUGCUUUGAGUUUUCGGCACCAGUUUUCCUUGUUUUCAGAGGGUCAGUGUGAUAACUCAAGCAGUCUGAAUAAAAGUGGAGCCUCCAGUCUGAGGGUCGACUCAGAAUCACAUGAAGGGCCAUCAUACAUUUUUCAAAGUACCACAGUCAAAGAUGGUGAUGUUAAAGUGAGUGAAAAAGAUGUAUCAGAAGAUAACUGCUCUUUGGAGGUCACUGAAAAAGAUGUUGGUUCUGAUGAAGAUUUGGACAUGUCUGACACCUCUAAUAGUUCCAGUAAAGACCAAACCCUCAGAUCAAUAAAAAGAAGCAUUAGUGCAUCUGAAACAGAGACCCAGCGCUACACUAGGAUCAAAGACCUUUCAGUUUCAAACAUAAAGCCGAGACCAGCAUCUGCUGGAAUCUCGGUGUCCCAAAAGAAAGUGCGUCAGAUAAGUGAUCCUAUUCAAAUGAUUCUCCUUCAGCUGCACAAAGUUAUCUAUAUUACACAGCUGCCACCAGCGUUACAUCAAGACUUCAGAAGGAGGGCCAUUGAAAGGUACAAAAAGCUGCUGUUCUGUCCACAGAGCAAUCCAUACCAGUUGAAAGUGGAAAUGAAAAAGAUUUUGCAGGGUUCUCCUGAGUUGAUUGAGCCCAUCUUCUUAAAUACAGAUUAUCAUUUUCUAUGUCAGUCUAUAGGAGGAAACUCAGUAAUCCCAGAGGACAGGACAGGUGGCUGCACUGGGGUGGAUUACCAGGAAGGAGUCACGUAUGAGCAGAUGCAGACCAUGAUUGAAGAGGUUCUCCAAGAGAAUGGCUACUACAGUGCAAUGCCAUGCAGGAAUCUUUCCAGUCCAUGGGGAAGCCGGGGUCUUCCUGCUACAAAGAGAUAAAUAUGUUCCAUGAAGUCUUUUGACAAUGUUUAAAGCUAAAGUUAU
Molecule: messenger RNA, 3623 nt
Organism: Polypterus senegalus (gray bichir)
Lineage: Eukaryota; Metazoa; Chordata; Cladistia; Polypteriformes; Polypteridae
Gene: nek10
Product: NIMA-related kinase 10
Exons: 37
Coding region: 234-3578 (1114 amino acids)
Biological process (GO): protein phosphorylation
Molecular function (GO): protein binding; ATP binding; protein kinase activity
Source: RefSeq, a predicted model, not a curated record